Messenger RNA from Rodentolepis nana, 3789 nucleotides. The record is from the annotation of a GenBank genome assembly. NCBI's taxonomy places the organism in Eukaryota, Metazoa, Platyhelminthes, Cestoda, Cyclophyllidea, Hymenolepididae.
AUGGAGGAAAGUGAACUCGGAGGUAGAAGAAAAACAAUUGCCGAUCGCGAGGAUGAAUAUCAUGCUCAGCGUUUGAAAACCGUUCUUUCACCAGUUCGGGCGGACCCAUUCGCGGAAGGCGAUAUGACCCCCGAUCCAAGACUAAGUACUUACAAGGAUGUUAUGCUUAAUCAGAAGCUUAUUCAAGAACAACGAGCACUACGUGCGGAAAUAAGUGCGAAGGCUAAGUCGGGAGAAUUAAAAGUGGCUGAACCUGCAGCACCUCCACCGCCUGUGAAACGUCGUCGAUGGGACCAACCGUCGUCAGACGCUAAUGGAAAAGACGCCUCGGCCGCUGGAACACCCCUUCAACCAUCAGCCACUCCGAGCAGUGCCGAGACGCCAGGGAGACGUCAGUGGGAGGAGACACCAGGGCGACCGCUAGGAGAUGGAGUGUCAGGUGGUGCCACACCUGGGUCGAGGCAGUGGGCUGAAACGCCAGCCUAUAUACCUACUGCGGCAACGCCUGGUCGUGACGCUUUAGCUGGAACACCAAGCGCACGCAAAAACCGCUGGGACGAGACCCCCCAUUUGGAGCGCUUUGGAGCGGACACACCGGGACACGGAGCAGGCUGGGCAGAGACUCCAAGAGCCGAUGGUGGAGUGAACUCUAUCCAAGACACACCGUCCACGAAUUACAAGGCGUUCGGCCAGACGCCCAACACAGCGGCUGCUGUGAUGGCGAGGCGCAAGUCGCGUUGGGAUGAGACGCCGAAAGUCGGAGCCACACCUAUGGGUGGCAUGACUCCUGCAGGUGCCACUCCAAGUGGCUUCACUCCGGCCAUGGCCACUCCCGGAAUCGCUACUCCUGGUUUGGGAUUCACGCCCUCUGGUGCAACUCCCAGUGGCCCCAAGGUGAUGGGAAUGGCAACGCCAGGAUUUGGAAUAGCCAGCACAAUUCCCGGGACAGGGAUUCCAAUGACUCCAGAGCAGAUGCGAGCUGUGCAGUGGCAGCAGGAGAUGGAUGAUCGUAAUCGUCCCUUGACAGAUGAGGAGUUGGAUGAGAUGUUACCUCCUGGCUACAAGAUCCUUCCUCCUCCAGCGGGCUAUGUACCUCUGCGAACACCAGGUCGUCGAUUGCUGGCCACUCCGACUCCUGUUGCUGGAACGCCUUUUGGUUUUCACAUGGCAACGCCGGAUGUGGGAACAGUGGCGGGAAUUGGAUCAGCGGCAACUGGUGCGAAUGCGGUGGCAUUGGGUGAUUUGCAGCCAAAGGGCGAUAACCUGCCAAUGAUGCGUCCAGAUGACUUGCAAUAUUUUGACAAGUUGUUGCAGGAUGUAGAUGAGGAUAGUUUGCCACCGGAAGAGGCAACUGAACGCAAAAUCAUGACUCUGCUGUUGAAGAUCAAGAAUGGCACACCGCCAAUGCGAAAGUCGGCGUUGAGACAGAUCACUGAUAAGGCGAGGGAGUUUGGUGCCGGUCCCCUCUUCAAUCAGAUUCUGCCUCUUCUGAUGUCACCCACAUUAGAGGACCAAGAACGUCAUUUGUUGGUUAAGGUUAUCGAUCGUAUAUUGUACAAGCUGGAUGAUUUGGUGCGUCCAUAUGUGCACAAGAUUUUGGUCGUUAUAGAGCCCCUUCUGAUUGAUGAAGACUACUAUGCGCGUGUGGAGGGUCGUGAAAUUAUUUCCAAUCUCGCCAAGGCAGCUGGAUUGGCGACAAUGAUAUCGACAAUGCGUCCAGAUAUAGACAACGUGGACGAGUAUGUGCGAAAUACUACGGCUCGUGCGUUUGCAGUUGUGGCGUCGGCUUUAGGCAUUCCAAGCCUACUGCCAUUCUUGAAGGCAGUGUGCAAGUCGAAGAAGUCGUGGCAAGCGAGACACACAGGAAUCAAGAUAGUGCAGCAGAUCUCCAUUCUGAUGGGCUGCGCCAUCUUGCCUCACUUGCGUUCCCUGGUUGAGAUCAUUGAGCACGGGUUGAUUGAUGAGCAACAGAAGGUACGCACCAUCACAGCACUUGCUCUGGCCGCGUUGGCUGAAGCAGCCACGCCAUACGGUAUUGAGUCAUUUGAUUCAGUAUUGAAGCCCCUAUGGAGAGGUAUUCGUAGUCAUCGUGGCAAGGGUCUGGCAGCAUUCCUCAAAGCGAUUGGAUACUUAAUUCCUCUGAUGGAUGCAGAGUACGCGAACUAUUACACGAGAGAAGUGAUGUUGGUUUUGAUUCGUGAGUUCCCCUCUCCGGAUGAGGAGAUGAAGAAGAUUGUGUUGAAGGUUGUGAAGCAGUGUUGUGCCACGGAGGGUGUGGAACCUGACUAUAUUCGAAAUGAAAUUCUGCCGCCAUUCUUCAGGCACUUUUGGAACCAACGCAUGGCCCUGGAUCGACGUAACUACCGACCGUUGGUAGACACAACGGUGGAGAUAGCAGGCAAAGUGGGCGCGGCAGAGAUCAUCACUCGAAUAGUGGACGACUUGAAGGAGGAAUCAGAGCAGUAUCGUAAGAUGGUGAUGGAGACGAUAGAGAAGGUGAUGUCGUCGUUGGGCAGUGAGGAAAUCGAUGCGAGACUGGAGGAACAGUUGAUUGAUGGGAUUCUCUAUGCCUUCCAGGAACAGACCACUGAGGAUGCUGUUUUGCUGACUGGUUUCGGAACAGUGGUUAACGCGUUGGGAGUGCGAGUGAAGCCCUACUUGCCUCAGAUUUGCGGAACCAUUCUUUGGCGUCUGAACAAUAAGUCGGCGAAGGUGCGCCAGCAGGCAGCCGACUUGAUUAGUCGCAUCGCGGGAGUGAUGAAGAUUUGCCAAGAAGAGAAGUUGAUGGGCCACUUGGGUGUGGUGCUGUAUGAGUAUCUCGGUGAGGAGUAUCCAGAAGUCCUCGGCUCGAUUCUGGGUGCUCUGAAGAGCAUCGUGAAUGUCAUUGGUAUGACUAAAAUGACCCCUCCCAUCAAAGAACUCCUACCCCGAUUGACACCCAUUCUCAAGAACCGACAUGAGAAGGUGGAAGAGAAUUGUAUUGACUUGGUAGGCCGAAUAGCAGACCGUGGCUCGGAGUACGUCUCAUCUCGAGAGUGGAUGCGAAUUUGUUUCGAAUUGUUGGAGUUGAUUAAGGCUCACAAGAAGUCAAUUCGUCGUGCUGCAGUGAACACCUUUGGUUACAUAGCAAAAGCCAUUGGUCCCCACGAUGUGUUGGCUACUCUCCUCAACAAUUUGAAAGUGCAGGAACGUCAGAACCGAGUUUGCACCACAGUGGCUAUCGCUAUUGUGGCAGAGACCUGUUCCCCCUUCACAGUGCUGCCAGGACUGAUGAAUGAGUAUCGAGUGCCAGAGUUGAAUGUGCAGAAUGGUGUGCUCAAGUCACUGGCCUUCAUGUUCGAGUACAUAGGAGAGAUGAGUAAGGACUACAUUUACGCAGUGACGCCGUUGCUUGAGGACGCGCUGAUGGAUAGGGAUUUGGUGCAUCGACAGACAGCUAUGUCAGCUGUGGGUCAUAUGGCGCUAGGCGUUUACGGAUUUGGUUGUGAAGACGCCUUAUUGCAUCUCCUCAACUACGUCUGGCCGAAUGUCUUUGAGACAUCGCCUCAUGUCAUUCAGGCUUUCCUGUGUGCCAUAGAAGGCUUCAGAGUGGCAUUGGGUCCUAACAAGCUCAUUCAAUAUGUCCUGCAGGGUCUGUACCAUCCAGCUCGAAAAGUGCGUGACAUAAUGUGGAAGGUGUAUAAUACGAUCUACAUUGGUAACCAGGAUGGUUUAGUCUACGGAUUCCCUAGGAUUAAAGACGAGGAGAAGAACACAUACGUUCGGCAUGAAUUGGACUACAUUCUUUAG